AAAAUGAAGACAGCCACCAACAUCUACAUCUUCAACCUGGCUCUGGCCGACUCCUUGGUCACCAGCACGCUGCCAUUCCAGAGCGUCAACUACCUGAUGGGGACUUGGCCGUUUGGAGACAUACUGUGCAAGAUGGUGAUGUCCAUCGACUACUACAACAUGUUCACCUCCAUCUUCACGCUCACCACCAUGAGCAUCGACCGCUACGUCGCUGUGUGCCACCCAGUCAAAGCGCUGGACUUCAGGACACCGCGUAACGCCAAGAUUGUCAACGUCUGCAACUGGAUCCUCUCCUCGGCCAUCGGGCUGCCUGUCAUGUUCAUGGCCUCCACCGCUGUAACCGUUAGAGAAAGUAAUAAGUGCAAAAAGUAGCAACCAUUCAUGACUGCGCUUUUUUAGCAGACAAAGUCUCGCAAUACAAGCACAAAACAGGAGUAAAACACAUUCAGUUCAUUCUCUGCGUUCCAGCCUUAAGAGCAAUAUACUCAGGCAGGAUCUAUAAAAGGAGACAAUCCAAGAGAGUUGUUUAGGUUCCUUUGUGUAAUGGCACAAAAGAAACAUGUAAUGCUAUAUGCCUGGCUGGUAACUAAUAUAACCAUCUACAUAGUCAAGAGGCUACCUGCAGUCAGGCUUCUCUGAUGGUGUCUCUGCGUAAUUGCAGAGGAAAUGGAGGGAAAACUGCCACUGAAAAUGCUAAUGUGUGAUCCUGCUCUGUUUUGAAGAGAGAGCAUAAUGAGGGAUUUACUGACUCAGUGAAGUUGUAACUCUGUGUGGUGCUUAAAGAUGUUGUUGCUUUAGUGCCAUAGGGCACAUGACAGUGGUGUUUUUAAUGGCAUUUCUGCCUUUAUGAGAGAUUUUGGCAAAGAGGUGAUGGAAUAUUGGGAUGAAAUUAAAUAAAUGGUCAGACUCCAAGCAGGAAUGUUAUGCUUUAUGGUCAAAGUUUUACAGAUCAGUGUGGAGGAUUCAGGAGGAUAUAUCAGCAGAAAUGGAAUAUAAUA
Messenger RNA from Epinephelus lanceolatus (giant grouper), 998 nucleotides. The record is from RefSeq and is a predicted model, not a curated record. NCBI's taxonomy places the organism in Eukaryota, Metazoa, Chordata, Actinopteri, Perciformes, Serranidae.